Anolis carolinensis (green anole) is the source of this 17180-nucleotide messenger RNA. RefSeq names its product acylamino-acid-releasing enzyme. The transcript is spliced from 12 exons. Gene Ontology annotation, biological process: presynaptic active zone assembly; protein localization to synapse; proteolysis. The record is from RefSeq and is a predicted model, not a curated record. Gene Ontology annotation, molecular function: structural constituent of presynaptic active zone; serine-type endopeptidase activity; metal ion binding. NCBI's taxonomy places the organism in Eukaryota, Metazoa, Chordata, Lepidosauria, Squamata, Anolidae. Gene Ontology annotation, cellular component: axon; cytoskeleton of presynaptic active zone; glutamatergic synapse. Bases 133 to 12192 code for a protein of 4019 amino acids.
GCCCACGUGUGUGCGCAUGCCCAGUUGCGGAUGGGGGCAGGCAGCGAUGGUGGAGCGAGGCUGAUGGCGGCGCAGGCGGCGCUGCGCUGAGGACGCCCCGGGAGCCCGUCCCCAUCCCGCCUCGGCCUCGCCAUGGGCAACGAGGCCAGCCUGGAGGGCGGGGGAGGCGAGGGGCAGCCCCAACAGCAGCAACUACCCCAUGGCCCCGCCGCCGGCCCCUCCGCGCCGCCGGGGAGCGCCAAGCCUCCUACUUCAGCACCAGGAGGCGGCGGACAGCUCCCAGCGGGCAGGGCUCCAGCCGCCGCUCCAGCGCCGGGCCCCGCGUUGCCGCACGGACCCUCCGCCAGCACACCAAGAAGACCAGAUCAAUCAGACCCCUCCUUUGGACAAAGAGCAGCUUCUCCAUCCCUGAAGCAGGCUUCUCAGACCAGUGAAAGCACAAGAGAGAUAAGGAGCCAUGGCCAGACUCCCCAACAGGCUGAUGGGCCCAGAAGGACUCUCCAAGUGGACAGCCGGGACCAGAGACCAGGGCGUUCACCAUCUGCAUCACCCGAUCGAGGCAGCACCCCUACCUCACCGUAUUCUGUCCCGCAGAUUGCACCCCUUCCCAGUAGCACUCUGUGUCCUAUAUGCAAGACAACAGAACUCAUCUCCUCUCCUAACCAGCCAAACUUCAACACCUGUACACAGUGUCACAACAAGGUCUGCAAUCAAUGUGGAUUCAACCCCAAUCCCCAUUUGACUGAGGUUCAAGAAUGGUUAUGUUUAAAUUGCCAGAUGCAAAGAGCUUUGGGGAUGGACAUGACCACAGCUCCCCGCUCCAAAAGCCAGCAGCAGCUACAUUCCCCUUCACUUUCCCCAUCUCAUUCCCCAGCCAAACAGCCACCACCACAGCCGCAAGCAGCAAUAGGACCAGAGAAACAACCAGGAACUAUGCAGCCAGGCCUCAGGCCAGGUGCUGGUGCUGUGCAGCCGGAAACUCCCAAACCACCCCCAGCUUCAGCACAGAGGGAACCACACAGCCAAGUCCAGCCAAAACCUGCUGCUCCUCAGGAAGUGGUGAGGUCUUCUCCUCAGCAUCAGCAAGCAAAGCCUUCAUCCACUGAUCAGAGAAAGACUGUGGGAGAUUCCCCAGCUAAAACUCCAGCCCCACCUCCUGGCACUGGGGCACCAGAGCAACCCCAAGAGGGCCUCACUGGAAAGCUCUUUGGAUUUGGGGCUUCUCUCUUGACCCAAGCAAGCACACUUAUGUCUGUCCAGCCAGAGGCCACCCCACCGAGUCAGCAAUCCCCUGGCAAAGUGCCUCCAAAAAUUGUCUUCAGUGAUGGCAGCAAAGAAGCUGGCACAAAAGCCCCAGGCACUGCACCUGGAACGCAGGGUAAGGCUGGAACUAUCCCAGCAGCAAAGCCAGUGAAAGCAGAACAAGUAAUCAAGCCAAAGGAAGUGCCGAAAGAAAGGGUCUUAUGCCCCCUCUGCAAAGUGCAGCUCAAUGUGGGCUCUGGGGAACCUUCCAACUAUAAUAAUUGUACAUCCUGUAAGCAGCGGGUCUGCAACAUGUGUGGAUUCAAUCCAACACCUCAUCUGGUGGAGAAAAACGAAUGGCUGUGUUUGAACUGCCAAACUCAGAGGCUGCUAGAAGGAAGCCUAGGAGACCCUGCUCCGAUGCCACUGCCUACUCCAAAGCAACAGCCAACUGGAUCCCCUCGACACCAACCUGGAGGAACUGGCCAGCAACAGAGAGGACCCCUUCCGCAUGUAACACCCCAACACCCACCACCAUCAACUCUUCAAGACAGGCUGCCUUCACACCUCAGGACUUCAGAACAGAGCAAAGUACCAAACACUGUUCCAGAGAAAAGGCCUCCUGCUCUAUCAGAAGAAAAGCCACUGCCCAAACUACCCGAAGAGCCUCCAAAAGCUUCUGAAGGUCCAUUGCCAAAGGGGAAAAGUAUGGUCACAAAACCAGAUACAGAUUUCAAAGACAGCACGAUUAUAUCUGAGUCUCAGAAAAGCAGAGAACAGGAGGAUUCCAGUAAGCCUUAUCCCUCAGACCUGUCCCGUAGUCCCCAAAGCUUGAGUGACACUGGCUAUUCAUCCGAUGGGAUCUCUAGCUCCCAGAGUGAGAUCACAGGCUUGGUGCAGCAAGAAGGAGAGCAGUUAAAUGAAACAGGAAUUGCAGAGCCCAGUCCUCCAAGUCCUUCUGAACUCACUAAGCUGGAAAGCAGCAUGCGUCCUCUACUGGAGUCAAAGGGCUUGACCCAAGAGCCAACUGACAGGGGGAAAUCAUACCAUGAGUUACGGGAGGAACAGAAACAGAGACAGAGGCCUCGGUCUCUUUCUAUCACCCCAGAAGCCUUUGAUUCAGAUGAGGAACUAGAAGACAUCAUGGAAGAAGAUGAAGACUCUAUAGAAUGGGAGAACCAGAGAGAACAGAGGGAUAGCAUGGAGUCUUCAGAUGAAUUUGGCAGCAAGUUACGUCAUGACUAUGUCGAAGACAGCAGUGAAGGAGGGUUCUCGCCCUUGCCAACUAGGCAGAAAGUCAAGCAGCCUCAGAUGACUGAUGAAGAGUUCAUGAGGAGGCAGCUCCUGGAGAUGAGUGCAGAAGAAGAUAAUCUGGAAGAGGAGGAAGAGGAAGAAUAUGACCGUGAAAAAUACAGCAUUAUAAAAAAUGGACAUAAGCCAGACUCUGAAAAAAUCUCAUCCAAGAGGCGCCUUCCUCACAGCUCUGGCAGUAUAUAUGAGGAGGAAAGAAAAGAGCUUGAAAGUACUGAGAGUGAUGACGUGACUGCCUCUCAGGGAGGUUUGCGCCGUUUCAAGACCAUUGAAUUAAACAGCACCAACAACUAUGGCAGAGACAUGGAGAUUAGCCAGGAGGCAGACAUCAGCCUGGAUAGAGAACCUGAACUGGAGAUGGAGAGCCUAACAGGAUCCCCAGAAGACAGAUCCAGGGGGGAAUAUUCCUCCACCUUGCCAGCAACAACUCCCAGCUACACAUCAGGCACCUCUCCCACCUCUAUCUCUUCCCUGGAAGAGGAUAGUGAUAGCAGCCCAAGCCGUAGGCAGAGGCUAGAAGAAGUUAAGCAGCAGAGGAAAGCCCGGCAUCGCUCCCAUGGGCCUCUACUGCCAACCAUAGAAGAUUCUUCUGAGGAAGAGGAGCUGCGUGAGGAGGAGGAGCUUUUGAGAGAGCAGGAAAAAAUGCGAGAGGUGGAACAGCAGCGAAUCAGAAGUACUGCACGCAAAACGAAACGAGACAAAGAAGAGCUGAGGGCUCAGAGGAGGAGAGAGAGAUCAAAAACACCACCCAGCAAUCUGUCUCCUAUUGAAGAUGCUUCACCCACUGAGGAGCUAAGGCAGGCUGCCGAGAUGGAAGAGUUGCACAGAUCUUCCUGUUCAGAAUACUCGCCCUCCAUUGAUUCAGAAGCAGAAGGAUUUGAUGUCAUUGCUUCCAAGUUGUACAAAUCUGGCAGUGAGUACAAUCUUCCAACAUUUAUGUCCCUCUAUUCACCAACAGAAAAAACUGCUAGCUCUGCUUAUCCAUCCAGCAAGCCCCUGAAGAGUGCAGAAGAAGCGUAUGAAGAGAUGAUGAGGAAGGCAGAAAUGUUCCAAAAACAGCAACCAUCCCAACAAAGUAUCUCCUACAGCAGCACUUUCCAGCAAGUAGGUUAUCGUAGUUCAGAUAGUCAGAAUAAUUUUGACUACCAGUACAUAGAUGAUUACGGCUAUGAUAAUCGGGGCAUGGAUUCUUCUCAGUCUGAUUACCAGAAUGAGCUUUCCAAAUCUGGAGCAGUUUAUGAAGAAAUCCUUCAGACAUCACAGAAUAUUUCUAGGAUGCAUCAGUCCUCUUCUCUGGAUCUGACUCUUGAACAGGAAGUAAAGAAGAAAGGGAGGGAAGACCUAUAUCAAGAGAAACAGUUUCUGAAUGCAGAGAGUGCUUAUGAAAGUGGCCCACUCACUCCUGGGACGAGUCCUACACAGCUGUCUGCUCCUGUCUCUUUUUCCUCCACUGAAAGCACCACAGGCAGAAUAAUUCCUGAUGUAAGAGUCACUCAGCAUUUUGCAAAAGAGAGUCAGGAGCAUUCAAAGCUUCCUAGUUCUGCUACUGCACCUAGCUCUGUUUCAAAGAGUGUAACAACACCUUAUUCAUAUGCAAAAUGCUCGAGCACAGUCACUACUGUUGUAUCUAGUCCAGCAAGCGCACCACGGAUGUACAGUACUUCAUCUCUGAGUGGUUCGGAUGCACCCUCUGUGUCCACCACUAGCCGAAGUUAUAGUCAAACAAAAAUGACAGCAAAUUAUGGCUCUCAAACAGAAAACAUUUCCAGGGUCAAAAAUAUGGCAGAGAUGAGUGGGUCAUCAGCAAGAGAGAAACUCCAGAGCAUGGCUGAGAGCAAAACAAAUGUACCUAUGUCUACACCUAAAAUGUAUUCUUUCUUCAAAAGCUCCAGCCCACCGCUUUCCCCUUCUUCUCCUACCCAAAGUCCCACCCAUUCUUCUCCAAGGAUUGGGAUGCCAACCAGUUCGGGUGUGGAAGCAAAAUCAACAGCUGAAUUUUCCACCCAAACACAUAGCACAAUUAUCUUCUAUGAUGUUCCAACUACUAGUGCUGCUGUAUCAACAUCUUCUCCAAUGGUAGCUCAAGGAACACAAACCCCUCACCGAUCAAGUUCCCCUCGCCUUGCCAGACAGCAGUCUUCACAAGAAUCCCCCUUUAUGGUCAUCACUUUAGCAUCCGAUGUAGCUAUUCAAACCAAGCCAAUUGGUUCUGGUUCUUCUGUUUCACCAGCCUCAUCACCAACUCAACCAAGUCGCCAGCAGACAGUGCACAGUUACAGCCAGACUGUAAUCAAUGCAGCACAACUCCAGCAAGAGCAGCUGCAGUCCACUUACACAAAGGCACAAACAGUACUAGAAAGAGCCUCUGCUUAUACUGCUGCAAUGCAGAAAGUGCAGAGCCCUGCUGCUGCAGCAGACAGCUUUCCUGGUACAUACAGCUGGGGAACCCUUCCUGCAGAGAAUAUUUCUUUGUGUAGAAUCUCCUCAAUACCUGGGACAUCCAGAGUAGAACCUGGACCUAGGCCACCAGGUAGUAACAUUGUAGACUUGAGAACUGCAAUAAAGUCAGCCCCAAUCAUCAUAACAGACCAGGGCAUGGAUCUCACAUCCUUAGCUACAGAGAGUAGGAAGUACUGCCUCACCAUGGACCAGUCUCCCGGUCGGCAGUCCACAGCCAUCCAGCCCUUAAUUAUCAAUCUCAAUGCUCAGGAACAACCCCAUGCUAUCAUAAGCACAGCCACUACGGUCAGUAUAACAGUCGCAUCUUCCAUGCUCGUGUCUCAACCAAAGCAGCCUGCCGUCUAUGGAGACCCUUUUCAGAACAGGAUGGACUUUGGCCAAGGGACAGGAAGCCCAGUCUGUCUGACACAGAUUAAACAGGUAGAGCAAGCGGUACAAACUGGCACCUUCAGAGGAGCUACAAGUGGUCCUGACAUGGCUGCUUCAGUGGGCCGGCCAGAAGCUGCAGGUCCACAGCAGGCCAAGUUUGCCAGGUAUAAUUUGCCCAACCAGAUGACAUCCUUAAUGAAAAAAGAUACUCUGAUCACUCAGACCACUAAUGCACAAAGUAUUAUCAGUGCCAUUCCCAGACAGUUUCCACAGGAUCAAAGUGCAGAAGUAUAUAGAGGGAUCCCAGUGGAAAUGAAGACUCCAGCACCUCCAGUCGCCCUCACAAGUAAGAAAUCCCAGGUGAUGAUGGUGCAAAUGGAGGAUAUAGCAGCAGGCCCCAUCACAAAACUGAUCAAAGAGGAACCUCCUCCCAAUGCCCUGGAUCUCACAGGGAUGAAGACUGAAAGUCAAGUGGCAUGCUGUGAUGUAGUGUACAAAUUUCCAUUUGCAGGAAGCUGCACUGGGGCUUUUAACCCUCCUUCCAAGGUGCCAGAGAAAAAUGUUGGGGACCCAGCUCAUGCUGGCAAACCCAGUGGCCCAUAUUAUGGAAAGAGAGAACAGGAGGUGUCAGAGGUAUAUCCUUAUAGAGAGCAAUCAGCACCAGGCCCUAAUCCUUAUGAAGAGCACAGGUUCUAUCCCCAUGGCCUGUUUGGGAGACUGUAUUCAUCCAUGUCAGAUACCAACCUUUCUGAAAUGGGUUUGAACUACUAUUCAGUUAAAGGAGAGCAGCCCUUCCACUCCCUUGCUGGAGAUUCUGCUGUAGAUUUGACAACCAUGAAACCUUCAUACAGCCACAGUUUUACUGAUGGAGGUUACAUAGGCCAUGGAUUGCAGUAUGGCUCUUUCUCUGAUCUCCGACAACCUAGUGAUUUGCUAAGCCAUUCAUACCCAAUGCGAAGGUACAGCUCAGCCUCAAAUAUCUACUCUGAUUACAGAUUUUCACCAAGAGGGGAUAUGGCAAAUUUCCAGGAAGCCAGUCUAGCUCAUUAUAGCGCUACUACAGCUCGGGAAAUCAGCCGCAUGUGUGCAGCACUCAACUCCAUGGACCAGUAUGGGGGUAGGCAUGCAAACAGCCCAGAUCUUCUCCAGUAUGGACAUGGAGGACUUGGUGCUGGACCAGGUGCGAGUGGCAGCAUGUCAACACAGCAGGGUGUCAUGAAAGCAAACAUGAUGUAUAACCCCAAUUUUCCAGAGAAUCGCCCAGGUUUUGGCAACUUACCCCAAUACAAUUUUACCAGACUUGGAGCUGUCAGGCAAGCACUCCCUUCCACAGCCACUGUGAGAGCUGCCGACGGCAUGAUUUAUUCUACCAUUAAUACGCCUAUAGCAUCUACUCUGCCCAUCACCACCCAGCCAGCUUCUGUACUGCGGCCCAUGCUUCGGGGUCUAUAUAGACCCUAUGGUCCAGGUAUCACAGCUGUCCCUCUGGCCAGUCUGACCAGAGUGCCUCUAGUUGCUCCAAGGAUGCCCCUUGCAACACAAGGCUUGUAUAGAUAUCCGGCACCCAGUAGGCUCCCAGCAGCUCCCACAUCAUCUGUAAUGGAAACACCAAUGUAUUUGGGAAAGCCUGGUAGUACCACUACAGCCAGCACUGCUGCCAGUAGUUUAAGCGCAGUGCCAGUUUCUAAGCCUUCAGCUCCCACUGCUGUUGGCUUGCCAAGGCAAGAACAGACAGGGACUGGCAUACGAGAGGAGACACCUGUAGCAACCUCAGGGGCACAGAGUACUAUCAGUCAGCCACAGCAGCAGCAGCAGCCGCAACAGCAGCAACAGCCUCCGCCACAAAUUCCAAUCCAAAAGCAGCAAGAAGCCCCACAGGCCAGUGCUGCAAGCAAAGGAGCUAUGGAAAAAGAGGAAAAAGAGAAGGAAGAAGAGAGACUAAGGAAGCAACAAGAACAUAUCCUGCAGAUGGAAAGGGAAAGAGUAGAGCUAGAGAAGCUGAGACAGAUGAGGCUGCAUGAGGAGCUGGAGAGAGAACGUGUUGAGCUGCAGAGACACAGAGAGAAGGAGCAACUUUUGAUGCACAGGGAGAUCCAGGAGUUACAGUCUAUCAAGCAUCAGGUCUUGCAACAGCAGCAGGAGGAACGCCAGGUCCAGUUCGUCCUGCAGCGGGAGCAACUGGCCCAGCAACGCUUGCAGUUGGAGCAAAUCCAGCAACUGCAGCAACAGCUGCAGCAGCAAUUGGAAGAACAAAAGAGGCAAAAGGGCCCCUUUCCUCCUCCAGUAUGUGACCCAGCAGGAAGGAUGCCUCCCCAGGUCACCUCAGAGAUGCCCGUAGAAAUGCAAAGGACCCUGGCCCAAAAUGGGCAAUACUGGCCACCUAUAAACCAAGCCUUCAUAGCAACUGCAGCCCCAGAUGGGCAAGCACAACCCCGUUAUACAGGGCUCCAGAGGCCUCUCACCAAUUCAGCCUCUGAAAUGUCUCUACAGACGGAGGAACAGUGGGAAACCAAUCGAGGGAUAAAGAAGAGGAAUUCCAUGCCACGCCUCCGGGAUGCCUAUGAUAAGGAGCCUGGUCAUGAGCCCUACAUUGUGAAGAAGAUCACGGACAGCAGUGUCCAGACUGAUGAGGAGGAUGGUGAGGAGCGUCUUUAUGCAAGCCGGCGACGCCGUACCCGCCGCAGCACAGACUGCAGUGUUCAGACAGAUGAGGAAGACAAUGGCGAGUGGGAACAGCCUGUGAGGCGCCGACGAUCCCGCUUUUCACGGCACUCUGAUUCAGGUGCAGAAAGCAAACAAGACUCAUCCUCCAAAGGCAUGGCCAGCAUAGCAAUCCAAACCAUCAGUGAUUGCUCAGUCCAGACAGAGCCUGACCAGCUACACAGAGUGUCCCCAUCCAUCCAUAUCACUACUCCUGACCCCAAGGUGGAAAUUGUGAAAUACAUCUCUGCCCCCGAGAAGACCCACCGAGGAGAAAGCCUGGCCUGUCAGACCGAGCCAGAGGUACAGCCCCAGCCGGGCAUUGUAGUCCCUCAGCUCACUGUGCCUACAACAAUUUCGCCUUACUCCUCCAACCUCCAGAUUGUAAGUACGGGGCCUCUGGAUCCCCAUUCAGUCCGACAGCAAGUCCUGGCAAAAAAAAAGCCUGACCCCCUUGAAAUCGGUUACCAGUCCCAUCUGCCUACAGAUUCCUUGUCUCAACUGGUGUCUCGUCAACCUCCCAAGUCACCCCAGGUGCUCUACUCUCCAGUCUCUCCCCUCUCUCCACAUCGGCUGUUGGAGUCAUCCUUCACAACCAGUGAAAGGCUCAACAAGGCCCAUGUGACCCCACAGAAGCACUUCAUGGCUGACUCCACCCAGCGCCAGCAUACUCUCCCUCGCCCCAUCAAAACCAUGCAGAGGUCCUUAUCUGAUCCCAAGCCCAUCAGCCCGACAUCAGAGGAAGCUGCGAAAGACAGGUUCUCUUUGUAUCAACACACACUGCUCCCCGGCAGCCAGAUUUCAACCCUGCAAUCUAACACUCUCAUGAGGAAAGUAAAGCGAACACUGCCCAGUCCCCCACCAGAAGAAGCUCAUCUCCCUCUGGCCAGCCAAGCUCACUCGCAGAUGUACAUGCCUGGCCUGCUGCAGAAGGGAUUGGGGGGGCAGCCUGUUCAAGUGACCAAGGCCAGCCUCCUCAGAGAACUUGACCGUGACUUGAAGCUGGUUGAGCAUGAGUCCACUAAACUGCGGAAAAAACAAGCCGAGCUGGAUGAGGAAGAGAAGGAGAUUGAUGCCAAGCUCAAGUAUCUGGAACUGGGGAUCCAUCACAGAAAGGAGUCUUUGCUGAAGGAUCGGAACGUCCGUGACUAUCCCUACCUAAGAUGCCUUGGAGAGAACAGGGACUACAUGUCUGACAGUGAGCUCAACAAUCUUCGCCUAUCUGGCUAUGAGAGCACCAGUCUCCUGACGAGGCCCAGCACUGCCCCUUCUAACCAAUAUGCAGAAUUCUCCAGUUCACAGUAUACAUCAGCCUCCUCCUACACCCCAUAUCAGUACUCCUCGGGUCAUGCUGCCCCACCAAGUGCAGCCACAUUCCAGCAAACAAGAUUUCAGCCUCCACAUUACCCCCCUGCAAGCACGGGCCCUGCUCAAAAUGGCUUCCAAGCAAGCCAGAUGCCUGCCUACCCCUCUCAAACUACUUACCAGACACACAGCUUCACUCCAAGCACCGGGUAUCAGUCUGAACUGGGCUUGCAGAGCCACCAAGCUUUUCGGCCACCUUAUCAAUCUCCCACCACAUAUCCCAGCCAAACUCCUAUGCAGCCUGCACAGAGCAGUCUUUACCAGACCCACACAGACACCCACACAACCUCCCAGAAACCACGGCAGACAUCAUUAGCUGACCUAGAACAAAAGAUCCCUACCAAUUAUGAAGUCAUCAGCAAUCCCACUGUGGUCAUCUCUGCUGCAACUCCAGAAGUGACAUAUAGCACCACAACAGUGACCAGCAGCUAUGACCAAUACAAGGCUCCAGAAGUAAGGCCAGCAGACAGGAGUGGUGCAGCACAAAGUCCCUCCACCAGCUAUUCCUCUGAUUCUCUCUACACAAAUCUAGAGCAGAACAUUCCUCGGAACUAUGUAAUGAUUGAUGACAUCAGUGAACUGACCAAAGAAAGCACUGCAGGAGAGAGCCAUAAAGGAGAUCUGCAGUCGCAGAGCAGCAAUGGACGACACAUCAAAGAAAAGAGUGACCUAACAGAUGCAGAUAUCUCCAGCAGGCCUUGCUGUUACUCGAAAGGAGAGGAAGAGUCUGAGGAGGACAUGUAUGACCAUCUAAGCUCUGAUCACCGGGGGAAGAGCUACCACAGGGGCACAGAGAACAAUGGGAGGAUGUCAGGUAGUUCUGGCUCAUAUUACUAUGGGGACAGUGAUUACAGGCAUCCCUCUCGUCAGGAUAAGCAUGGGUCCAGUAUGGGAAUACAGAAGCACUCUUCAAAAAAUCUGGCUCCAGCUGUCAUCUCUUCAAAACGCAGCAAGCAUCGGAAGCAAGGUAUGGAACAAAAGAUCUCCAAGUUUUCCCCUAUAGAGGAAGCCAAAGAUGUAGAAUCAGAUUUGGCCUCUUAUGCAGUGACCACAUCUGUCAGUAGCAGCAAUGUGGCAUCUAGAGCAAAGAAACUACAAGAUGACAUUACGUAUGGCCUCAAGAAAAAUGUUUAUGAACAGCAGAAAUAUUACAGUGUGUCCAGUAGGGAUAUGAUGGAAGAAGAUGAUAGAGCAUACAGUGGUGGCCGAUCCAGGUCUUCUGGCUAUGUGUCAGACAAAAUGUCAAGUCGUGAGAUUAGGAGCAGGUCCUAUGAGAGAGAGAGCAUGGAAAGGCCUCAGAAAGGAAGCUCCAAGCCCUCAUCCCUUAGUAUGAGCCAGAGUCGCGGGCGACCACCAAUUCGCACACAAACUUCAGAAGAAGAGAGUCCUAUUAGUCCUUUGGGGAAAUCCAUGGGUGUGUCACGGUCCUCAGGGGGACCUCUCCCUCAGUCUGCUGGAGACAGCUGCUCCCAGUUCUGCUCUAGUCAUUCAUUGCCUGAUGUACAAGAACAUAUCAAAGAUGUGCCAAGAACCCACUCUUACAAGCAUGAAGAAGGUUAUCUUAUGGAUGAUUCACAUUGUGUUGUUUCAGACAGUGAAGCCUAUCACUUGGGCCAGGAGGAGACAGACUGGUUUGAUAAGCCAAGAGAACCUCGCUCGGAGAGGAUGAGGCAUUAUGGUGGCCACUCCUCCUCCUCCCAGAAGAGAGGUCCAGUUAAGCACACCUAUCACGACUAUGAUGAACCUCCAGAUGAAGACAUGUGGCAUCAUGAUGACUACUCCCACCCACGUCACUCCUCUUCCAAAGAACAUAGGCAUCAUGGAGACUAUGGGAGGCAUUCAUCCUCCCGCCACUCCAGUGAUGAUCUGCCCAGGAGGUCAUCCAGGCAACAUCCCAGAGAUCCAGGCCGUCAUGAGUCACGUGGUCAUGGGCAGCCCUCUUCCCAGAAGAAAGCUCAGCAGGCGGACAUGAGAGCACAGCCAGGUUAUCCUUCCAGUUCCUCAGAGUACUCCCAGCAAACCCGGCAACCAUCUGGCUACCAUCCUACCUCAGAGUCCCAAAAAUCGCAGAGGCAGCAUGGGCCACCACCAUCUCACCAGCCAAAAUCAGAGUCUCUUUCCCACCAACAGCAGCAGCAGCAACCAAGGCAGCAACAAAUUGGGCAGCAGCAACCGCCAUCAACCAGGCAGCAGCAGCAGCAGCAGCAGCAAACAAGCAGACAGCCUCAACAGCAGCAGCAACAUCAGACAGGUCCUUCACAGCCGUCUUCUCAGCAGCAAUCCCAGCAAGCUAGGAUUCAGCAGCAGCAGCAGCAACCACCACCACAGCAGCAGCAGCAGCAGCAGCCAGGGACUCAAACCCAACCCUCCUCACGGCCAGCCCAACAACAGCCUGGCCAGCCCCAGCCAGGAGGCAAACCACAGUCAACCCUCCAAGCACAACCUGGCACUCACCAAACAGGACCACCUAAAGCAGAGCAUAUGGAUGCAUCUAAGCCUACCACAAAAGUGCCACAGGUGGGGAAAGCACCCCAAACGCAGCCACAAGGAAUAGCAGCCGGAGGUAUUAGAUUGGGUCCUAAACCAGCUGGAGCACCCACCUCUGCAGGCGCAGCAGCUGGGCAGCCAGGAGCCGAAGGUGAAAGUGUCUUCUCCAAAAUCCUGCCAGGAGGAGCAGCAGAACAAGCAGGCAAACUGACUGAAGCUGUGUCAGCUUUUGGCAAGAAAUUCACAUCAUUUUGGUGAGAAAACACCACUGGGAGUUUGAGAGAAUAGUGGAAAUCUCAUCAUUGCACUGGAAAAACCUAUGAAGAAUCCAUUGGAAUUCAGUCUGCUGCUCCAGACUCUGGGUAUAACACUUUUGAAACCAUGGAAAACAGUAGACUGCUGAAAGUGGAGAUGUAUAUGCAGAUGUCUGCCUGUGGAUCCUUAGGGCAUCUGAGUCAACUAUCAGAAGAGGCUUUCGAUGCCACUCAGUAUCAGCCCUCUGGUUCGUACUGUCUGAGCCCCAAAAGGUGGAGACAGGAUCUUAGCCUAAGAAGAUGUACAUAAGAGAUGUGUUUACAGACCAUGGAUGGGCCUUUUGCAACUUGUCACGCAGACUGGCCACUACCCUGAUGCUAGAGGCAAUGUCUGGCACUCCAGAGACUAUUCAUGGCUGUGGUUCCAUUUGUGCCUAGGAUCUAAUGCUGGGAGCCAUGGCCCUUUCUUGAGAUUAUACACAGAGUUUCACUUACUGAAUUUUAACUCUAGAAUCUUCAUAGGUUUUUCUCACUUUCCAAGAUAUGCUUGAGCUGAGGGCUGGGAGCUAGAUGCUCCAUUCUCCUUCACAUUCCAGUUUGCCCCGUCAAUCCCUCCACCUGCACAGUGUUUGUUCCCUCUCAUCAUCCCUGCCAGUGGAAAGCAUGGGACGAAGAGAACUCCGACUAGGACCUAACACUGUUUCACUACUGAGAUAAGAGGCCAUAGGACUCUGAAAGGCAGUGCGAACUGGCUGACUAUUGACUGAAGCAAAUGCUGGCCAGGCAUGUCUAUCAGCCACCCAAAGCCAUCCUGAAGCCAUUCUAAAGCAUUCAAGUGGCAGUGCUUUCCAUUGUUAGUGUUGAGCAUUGUUUUAUGUAUGCCUGGGGAGUAUUUUUAUUUUUAAAACAGCCUUAAUCAUUCCACUUUUAUUUAUGUGUAUACCUCAUUGACACCCAAGAAUUGAGGGUCUGGAUUUUUGUGUGUGUGAGGUUCCUUUUUUGUUUGUUUGUUUUUUUACUUUGUAUCCAACAUACUGCUUUCCUCUUUGCUUUGUACUGAGUUAGCAUAUGGGCUGUUGUCGGUAGAAGCAAUAGAGUGCAGAAGGCUAUCAAGAGCACAAUCUAGUGUUGAUGAGAUCAGGAAAGCUUGCCUCUGCCAUUCCUCCUUCCUACUACUGUGCAAUUCAAGUCCUUCUUAAGCCAUUACUAGUGGGCAUGCUCAGAUCGAUGGAGGAGCUACUUGGAGCAGAUUAUUGUCGAACCUGCUAGUACAGAGCUCUUAGCACUGUAACUUGUGCGAGAGCCAAAAGAAACCCCUGUGAAACAGCUCCUUUCUUUUGCUGUAAAGAAUUCCGCACGUGUACAGAUGCUCUGGUUCCCAUUUGUCUCUGUUGUCUGUUUCCUGCCCGUCUCUUGUCCACGCUGAGCAUGCUCAAGAACAACAAUUCAUUGGUGUGACCCAUAGGAGCUUCCAUUUACCAUGGGUAACAACAAAAUGAUUCUCAUGUCUAAUGUUCUAUGCAAUGAAAUAACAAAAAAAUUUAAAGAACAACUGUUAAUAUUUAAUAAGUUCAAUGUUAUGUAUAAGGAUUUAAUUGCAAAUGUGCUAUCAAGAAACUGGAUAGAUAUCUUUAUAUCAAACACCUGUGUGUAUGAAGUUUUCAAUUAGUGGCAUGCUUGACCCGUUCGAGGGACACUUUUGCCAAAGGGUAGCCAUAGAGCCGGUGACUGUCUCCGUCUGUUGUAGAGCAUGGCUUGCUACUUCUCUGCACGGUUUCAUCUACUUAGAGUGCUUGCCGUUCGUUGCUUGAGGUUAAUUUUUUUCUCUCCAGUUGGUUCAUUUUCUCUAUUGAAUGCCAUUAGCAGAUUUAUGCACUUGUUAUUGAAGGCCUAUCAGUGACACCAUUAUGUGUAAUUAUCCUGCCGAAUGUAACACCAGAUGUUCUCCUCUGUACUACAUUAACUCUCCUACCUUUGCUGCAUCCGUCCCUGCAGUAGCCAUUAGUGUACACUUCUAGGGGAUCCUAGGCAUUGUUUAGAUCUUAAGCCAAUUCAUCCUGUCCAAGAAAUUGAUCAAAGUCUUCUCUAGAUGUGAGAGCACCAAGCUAGGGAAGGUGCUACAAGUAUGGGAGUUACUAUCAAAUUGUGCAAGCACAAUUAAAACAGCUCUUGCAUAAGGAAGUGCAGAUAUGCAAUCAAAUUUGCUUUCCUAGAUUCAGAACCUGAGGAUGCAGUGAUGACAGCUGUUUCCACUAAAGCGUUAGUAAUUAAUAAAGAGCCCCUGAACCACAUCUUCUGAAACCUGGAGAGUGAGAGCUAGUGAAAGGUGUAAUUUAAGGUGAGGCAGAUUUCAAAAUAUGGAACAAUUAUUUCCAACAUGCCCGUACUGUUGGUGCAAUAAUGGCAUAACAACUUUUCCUGCACAACUAGACAGACAGUAGACCUCUCCAAAACUGGGGGGGGGGGGGGGAUCAGUGGACCUUUUUAACUCAGAGAAAGGUGAGGAAGAAAGUUUAAGAUCCUAACAUCUCUUGAAAGCAUAAGACUUUCCUUUCUUAUGAUUGAUGCACUUGACAAGGACAUUCCAUGUCCUGAAUGCUGCUGUCCACUUCAUAAUGGCAUGGGCUCAUCACGAAAGGCUACAAUGUAUAAGGGAGACUAUUUCUCAUAGACCAACCUGGCAUAUAUUAUAGAUUCUUGAGACACUUCUGCUCCUGCAGAGACUGAAAUGAAGGUCACUGAGUCAAAGAGAAGCUGGCUGGUCAGUCUGUAUAAGGCCAAUUUCACACAUCAUCACAUAGAAGUAAACCUGAGCACCAGUAGCACACUGAAUAUGGAUCAGCCUCCAGCUAGCACUCCUGUAUGAUACUGACACAAGCUUGCAGCUGUGUUGCAUACCCUCAGACUUUAUGUUUAAAAUAUAAGAAACCUGACAUGGCCCUUUGACAGCUGGUGGAAUCAAAUGAACUUUCCACAGUUAUUUGUCUGAACCUACAUUUUUAAUAAGCCUUGGUGUUAUGAAAGAAUAAGUUGAACAAUUAGCACUCAAAGUGAUACAACACGUCACCAAAAAGCACUACUUUGAAACUCUUCAGAAAGACAACAGCCUUCCACGGUCACCAACGGCUCAGGGCAAGAUCAUACUUUACAAUGCGUUUGGACAGCAAUGAUUAACAGCAAUUACCUACACUCCUGAUUACUCACAUUUGUGUCCACCAGGAGGUGUAAGGACAAAGCCUUAGAAAAAGCAGACAUCUUUUCACAUCAGGCACAUAUGCAUUGGCAGCAGGCAUCUGCCUGAGGAAGAGGCACAGUCAUGUCCACUUCUGUGUGAACUUGAGAAGGGCAACCAGGGCAGAUUGAAUUCCUAUGAACUAAGUGAACUUCAGGCAUUGUGAACCUGGCCUUUGGUUGCAUGUGCAAAAUUAGCACUUUCUGCCCCUGCUGGUCUGGUAGUCCGAGUGACCAUAAAGUUUGAAUACCUCUAAGCCUUAAGCUAAUACCUUCUAGAAGAGGUAAGAUUACAAAGUCGGGAGUUCUUGCUUUUGUGUGUAUGUAGAAUAGAAGCUGUUUUCUGAAGUAGCCAACCUAUUGGUUUUUGCUAGCACUUAUGAGAAACAAAGACAUUUCAUAAAGUAGUUGAUUAUGACCUUGAAAAUUCAGGGAAUAGAGAAAAGCAGGGAUAACAUGAGUUCUCUCUCAUAACUGGUAAUGCUCUUAAAAGCAUAAUCAAAACCUUGGAAUAUAAAGUCUGAGAGCAACAAGAGAAUCCAGAAAACAUCAUUUUAGAAACACUACUUGCAUUCUCUAUGGAUAAAUUAAUUGCAUGCUCACACUGCUCCCAGUUAAAGACUUGGUAUUACCAUCAAUAUUUAGGUUGCAUAGUCUUAGUUCACACAAGGCUUGUGGCCUUCAGCAGCUAAAGGCAUUAAUCUUUCAAAAAGGCACAAUGGAAAUUGUUCCCAAAAGAAGAGAAAGAAGACAGGAAAGGAAGUUAAUUACUCCCGAUAGAACUACAUCCCGUGUGAAAGGUUUGUGCAGCAGGCAUUGCUUCUUAGCUGUUGCCUCGGUUGGAUGGCAAGCUGGGCCAGAGAGACUCCCAUCUCCCUCAUGUUGCAUCCUGGAACAAGCCUUUGCUUCCAUCUUGAGCUGAAUGAGGCAUUUGGCAGUGGCAACUGCCGCUCUCUCACCACCCAGCUCCAUCCCAUCCUCAUCAGGACUCCCAGCAAUGACAAGUGCAUAAUCUGAGGGUGCUUCUUCAGGGCUCUAGGUUGACUUUGUGUCCCCUACAGGUUUUCUCAACAGUGGCUGCUACAAUCUCCUUCCAUCUGCACCCCCAUCCCUCCCAUUGUAAAUAUAUGUACAGUGUGUAAAAAAAGAAAUAAAAUAAAAAUUCUCAUGUGAAGAACAAAAAAAGUAAAAAGAAAACAAUCAAUUCACAGGUCCCUUUUGUGGGGCUCCAUCUUAAUGACCAGCACACCUGCCAACUCUUGCUUUUGUGUACAAAAAAGAAAAGAUCAACAAACAAAGCCUGGUGUUUGUGUCUGGCUCCUUUGGACUAUUCCUCUUCUUGCGAAGCAUAGCAGAGUCUUGUAAAGUUGUUGUGGCUGUCACAUGGCACAUACCUUCCAUGCCCUCCUCCUGCCUUCCAUGUAUCUUGAGUUCCCUACUCUUUUUUAUUUUGUUUUUUAAAUUAUUAUUAUUAUUAUUAUUAUUAUUAUUAUUAUUAUUAUUGUUGUUUUGGAGGUGGGAGAGGUUCUGUAUAACAAUCAAACAAAACAAACAACCCAUCCAACAAAAGAAGAAGUUUACAGUUGUAAGUGCAAUGACCUAAAUCCUUUAUCUGAACAUUGUAAAUGAUGUGUGUGUCCUGCUGUGCUCUGUGAGAACUUGUAGUAAUUUCAGUGUACCACCUCAUGUAUUGUGAUUCCGUAUGGCAAGUUGCCCUACAAAGUAUUUCUGUGGAAAACAGAAUAAAAGGACUUGAUAUGA